Molecule: messenger RNA, 1310 nt
Organism: Cadophora gregata
Lineage: Eukaryota; Fungi; Ascomycota; Leotiomycetes; Helotiales; Ploettnerulaceae
Exons: 3
Coding region: 366-1310 (314 amino acids)
Biological process (GO): peptidyl-proline hydroxylation to 4-hydroxy-L-proline
Cellular component (GO): endoplasmic reticulum
Molecular function (GO): L-ascorbic acid binding; iron ion binding; procollagen-proline 4-dioxygenase activity
Source: RefSeq, a predicted model, not a curated record
AUUCACUCCGUCACAGCGUAGUAUUGAAAUUCUAUAUACCCGCCAUGCUGAGGGGAGGUGAUGGAUGGGCAGUUAAUCUAUCUCGGGGAGGGGAAAUUUCUAGGACAAGACGUUCGGAAUUAGGCGAGUUUGUCACGGAUGUUUACUGGCCAAUGAGAGGGGCGAUCGAAGUCAGUGUAUUUCUUGGCUGUUUAGUUGUGGUGAGCAUGCUAGGAGGGACUGGAGUGUGGAAUGAGGGGUUCAUUUAUAUGACGGUGCUUGGAUUGAAUAAGAUGUCUGCGACUGCAGCUUGGGGCUUCGUGUUUUCCUGCUGCUUGUUUUGACAUUUCGGCUUGCUGAGCUUGCUAUGUGGAUGGAGGGUUCUAAUGUACAACGCAAACUUCAAGAUGAAUCAAAUGUAUCUCCCGGGGAAGAAAACAGCGUUCGGGUCAGCAUGUGUAGCAGCUGCACUCUUAGCUGUUUUCUGGUCGAAUCAGCAACAUGUCGACAGUGAAGCCCGCAUACAAACACCUCACAAUUACGAAUGCAAACCGCAUAAUUAUACCACAGAAAUAGUAUCUGUAGAGCCACUGUUGAUAUACAUCAACGAUUUUCUGUCAUCUGAAGAAGCUGAUCUGCUUGUCGAUCUUGGAACACCCUCCCUCGCCUCCUCAGAAAUAUACGUCAACGGCCAAAAGGUCUCCUCAAAAACCCGCACUUCCAGAUCAGGUGGUCUCCCUCCCUCCUCACCACUCGUAUCCUGCAUCCUCACUCGUGCGCUCACUUUUCUCGGUCCUGCAAUUCCUUCAACAAAAUCACACCCGUACUCCUCAUCCUCGUCUCAAAACUCCAAUCCCAAUCCUCUCUCCAUCUUCGGCACACCACAAAUCGUCCAAUACGGCCCAGGCGAACACUUCUCCACCCACCACGACUGGUACGAUCGCCCACAACCCUUACGAGACGGUAGUAUGGACUACACCGGAGGUCGCUGGUCGUUCAAUCGCUGGGGUUCAUUUUUUGUAUACUUGGAUGAAGAAGCUGUGGGAGGCGAGACGUGGUUUCCGCAUAUCGAGGCUCGUACACCUGUUCUCUCAUCUCAGGGAGAGGAUAGUGAAGGGGGAGGGGAGAAGAGAAAAUGGGAAAAGAACACAGAGGAGGGAAGAGGAACGAAUUUCCUUCCUAGGAAGGGCAAUGCGCUUUUCUGGGUUAAUUUGCAUGGGAAUGGGACGGGGGAUGAGAGGGUGGUGCAUGCGGGAAGGGAGGUCAAGGGUGGGAAGAAGACGGCGAUGAAUCUUUGGCCGAGGGUUUAUUAUGGUGGUGGUGGAAGAUAG